Molecule: messenger RNA, 929 nt
Organism: Helicoverpa armigera (cotton bollworm)
Lineage: Eukaryota; Metazoa; Arthropoda; Insecta; Lepidoptera; Noctuidae
Exons: 5
Coding region: 162-776 (204 amino acids)
Source: RefSeq, a predicted model, not a curated record
UUGAUUACUCCCGUGUCACAGUUAGACGUGUUAACUAUCUGUAGUUUUUUUUUAAUUUUGUUUGACUAAACAAGCGAUAAAGUUAUCUACGCUUUCGUGUCGAGGAACUACCACACAUCAUUUAACCAUUUCAUCAGGUUUUGAAAAGCUAAUUUUCGAAGAUGUAUUCCCCAAAGCUAAGACCUCCAGUGAUGUAUGAGGUCACUAAGUCAAGACAGUCAGUCGACGAGGGCUCGCCUUUCUCUAAUAUCAGAUGCUGGCUAAUAGUUUGGGCUAUGUUGCGAUUGUUGGUAUCAAUAUUCUGGACAUCCAUAAUAUCCAUAGCGACCUUAGCCACGAUGGCUUCAUACUUCACAGAUGAGAAGUCCCCACAUUAUGGCGAAUCCCCUUACAUGUUGGUGUUUGAAAUACCAGCCAUUAUUUCACAACUUAUAGAAUUUGGGAUGCUGAUCACAUUCAUAGUGGCUGGAUUUAAGAAAAGUGCAGAACUUUACACACACUAUUACCGGUACUGUAUUAUAACAGUUACCAUAUACAUAGUAUGUGUGUCCUCAUAUUUGGUGCUGGGCUAUAACUACGGACAUUUUGCGGUCGAGAUCUACUUGACUUAUCAUUUCGAUGACCUGCUAGAUAUGUUCCCAGUUGUCGUUGAAGAUGAUUCGAAGAUUUUCCUUUUUACGGCUAUUAUUGAUGUUUGUCUGGAAAUGCUGCUGAUUCGUUUCGUGAAGAAACUGAUCAAGAGGUACCAAGAUAAUGACGACUGUGCAACGGUUUAGUGCUCCACCAACAUCGAUAUCUUGCCAACCUACGAAUCGAAGUUCUGCCAACUUCGCAACUUGAUAUAUGGAAGUCAUUAGUAGUUAAUUAACUGUUUUUGUUAGUAAGCAUACAAUGUAAUUAAAGUUAAGUUUAUUUAUUAUUUUCUCUAA